AAAUUACUAUUCCUAAAGCUAUUUAAGACUGAGCUAACCCACCUCCAAACUACUUUGCGAUAUCUGAUAUCGGUGGAAAGUCUCGCAGGAGCACACCGCUAAUCUUCGUGAAUAUUAAAUUCACAUUUAUUAGAUAAUAUUCUGUUAAAUACCCCUUAUAUACCAUCGAUAAGUACAGAGUUUAUAUCUGCUGCGGUGGGUUAGUCGCUCAAUACAUAUGGCAGGCAGUAUUUUAAUCACUGGAGCCAAUGGUACCCUCGCCAUUCCAGCUGUAGAAUACCUGCUUAAGAAUUACCCAGACCAUACGGCACUCUUAACAGUCCGGGAUCUUUCGGAUGCCGACCCCAAUACGAACAAGUUACGAGAAGUAAUAUCGCGAUAUCCAGGAGCAAGGGCAUUCACUUAUCAACUCGACCUGACGAGUCUUUCUGACACCCAUCAAUUCGCGAACACGCUUUCGAAAUAUAUACAGACUAACCAAAUUCCGCCUUUAAAGAGUAUCUUAUGCAAUGCAUGCUACUGGGACCUUGUCGCUGAUUCUGAGCUUACGGAGGAUGGAUACGACAAGACAUUCCAGAUAAACCACAUAUCACACGUGGCUCUAGUGCUUAAACUUCUCGACAGAUUUGCAUCCGAUGGUGGCCGCAUCGUGUUGUUCUCCAGCGAAGCUCACAGUCCUGGUAGAGCUAUAUUAGAAAAGAUACCACCUGCAAUCCCUGAUGACAUCGAUUUACUCAUCAAGCCAGCUGUAUAUGCCGACAAGGCCGCAGGUGGGUUCCAUAGAUAUGGGAAUUCCAAGCUUGUCAUCACAUCCUGGACGCACGCAUUUAAUAGAUACCUGGAAAAGGAUCCCGGUCUUCAGAACAUUACAGCUGUGGCCUAUAACCCGGGUGGUCUUGUAGAUUCACGUAUAUUCGACAAGAACACGUCUCUAACGCUAAGUCUCCUAAUGCGAUAUAUCAUACAGCCGUUACUACCAUUAAUGCGGUAUGCAAACCCACAAAUGCGCCUGGGAGCUGAAUCUGCCGUAGAUGCUAUUGAGCUUGCACUUGAUCACAUAUAUCCGGGUGAAAGGGGCUAUUUUGAAUUAUUACAGAAGGACGAAAGCUCUCCAGAAAGUCGAGAUGAAGUUAAACAGGAGAGAUUAUGGGUCAAAAGCGCCGAGUGGGCAAAUAUAACCAAAGAGAAUACAGCCCUUCGAGCAGACUUCAAGUAGCCAUUUGUUGCAGUCCUAGAAUACCUACAAUAUAUUACUUUGCACUCCGAGAGAUGCAAUGUUAUUUAUGCAAUUUUAAUUUCCC
Messenger RNA from Daldinia decipiens, 1301 nucleotides. RefSeq names its product NAD(P)-binding protein. Gene Ontology annotation, molecular function: 3-beta-hydroxysteroid 3-dehydrogenase (NADP+) activity. The record is from RefSeq and is a predicted model, not a curated record. The coding region runs from base 218 to 1216 and encodes 332 amino acids. Gene Ontology annotation, cellular component: mitochondrial outer membrane; lipid droplet; endoplasmic reticulum membrane. The transcript is spliced from 2 exons. Lineage: Eukaryota; Fungi; Ascomycota; Sordariomycetes; Xylariales; Hypoxylaceae.